This is a messenger RNA of Metarhizium album ARSEF 1941, 2802 nucleotides long. RefSeq lists its product as uncharacterized. The record is from RefSeq and is a predicted model, not a curated record. The transcript has 2 exons. The coding region runs from base 1 to 2802 and encodes 933 amino acids. Lineage: Eukaryota; Fungi; Ascomycota; Sordariomycetes; Hypocreales; Clavicipitaceae.
AUGCCUAGGUUCUCAGUUGCGUUUGCCAAGCGGAAAUCCGCUGCAGAUGUCCACGAAAAUGCCCCAAUAGCACCCCAGGAUGCCCCGUCCUUCCGUGUCAUUGAACGAUCGGAAAUCGAAAGCGGCCGAUCAUUCGAUGGUGGUGCGAGAAUGGCCAGAACAUCCAGGUCAUUUCCUGUCAAGACCAACCUCGUCGAUUUGGGCGUGGAGGAUAAUAUGUUUGCUGAUCUGAAGAUCAAUCGCGGUAGCAACAUCUCAAACACCACCAAAGGGACCUCGACCGAUAUUUCCUCGAGACACAGCAAUGCCUCUACCGCUCCGUCAUCCGCAGAUAUGGGAAGCCCCAAUGGUCACGACGACAUCCGAUCAACGCCACAAUCAGCACCGCACGAAAGCCUCAGCCGGCCCGGAUCCAAGUCCAUUGGCGCUGGACUGUUAGACCGAGCCACGCGAACCUUUUCAUUUGGAGGGCAAAAGAAACACUCCAUCCCCCCGCCCAAGCAAGACCCCGUUCCGGAUUUACCUCCUGUUUUGAGUAUCAGUGGAGAUUAUCCCGGUGCCUCCAUCUCCAGAGGCAUGACCUCAUCCACGGCAAGCACUGCGGUCCCGAGCAACAAUCCCGGCGCCGAGGAUGGCAGUGAAGGAGCUUUAGAUCUGGGCGGCGACUUCGGGUCCAUGUUCAGGUCAUUUGAUAAGAGAGCAAGCACUGCGACCCUGACAAUGACCAACCAAGACUCAGCGGCCCCGAGGUCCUUGACUGGCAAUCGAUACGGCACGCCAUGCCCUCUGAGCCCAGACAACAUUAACCCAAGUGAGCCGCUCUUGAAUCAACGCAGUCCGACGUUGAGUGACGAUGGGCCAACGUCGCCCACACCCCCCCAGAACGACUUGCCGCCCCCUGUUCCACGACAUGAACAUCUCAACUCCUUCAAAUACUCGAGUCGACCGGCAGACAUUGUUGAAGACGAAGACGCAAAGCUUUUGCGAGAGUCUUUUACAGCAAUGAAGCUUUUGUCGGUCGAUCCUCCCAAGGACAAAUCACAAAGAAGUCUCUCACCCUCACGACAAAGUGAGAAAUUAGAAUCGUUGACGCCGACAACACUAGAGUCGAGUCACCUUAAUCUCGAAAAGGAGGAAAAUAUGUUUGAGGGCAGCUCAUCAAACAUCACGCGAACUCCGCACCGACAUGCUCCGCGGUCGUCGAAUCCUCCGCGCAACAAGGUCAUGACUCCUGCUCAGUUUGAAAGGUACCGACAAGAUAAAGAGGGUCUGGGUAUUGCUCAGGAGUCCCGCAGCGACGUCUACGCAGUGGUGAAGGUCGAAGAUGAUGAUGACGAGAUAAACUACGACGACGACGAAGACGAGCAGGAAAAAUCAAAACAGCAGACGAGGCAAAGACGAAAACAAGAGGCUCACAUGGCGGUGUACAGGCAGCAAAUGAUGAAGGUUACAGGAGAAACCAACGCAGCACCUCUGCCCACAAGACAGCCAAUUCGACCCGGCAUUCCGUCAUCUUCUAGUGCACCAGUCCUGGGCCACCUGAACGCGUUGUCGCCGGAUCCCGCAGCAACGACGGGUGCUACUUCUGAAGAGGACGAUGAAGACGUACCACUAGCCAUCCUUCAAGCUCAUGGAUUUCCCUCCAAGAAUCGCCCGCCGACCCGACUCAGCAUGUCCGGAUCGAAUCCCAACUUGCGUCCCUCUGUCGUGGGGCCACCCGCAGGCGGCCGUGCCCCUUCUGUCAUGGGCGACUCUGCAUCAGUCAGUGGUCGCCGUCACUCUAACCUUCCAGCUUUUGCCCGAAAUCUCCCCCAAGAUCCUUUCGUUGGUGCUAGUAUUGCUAGACCUGCCAUAAGGGAGUCGUUGACCUUUGGUGCCAAUCCCAGACAACCCUCACCGCAGCUACCACAGCAGGGAGGAGGUCCUCUGCCGCCUGGCGGUCUCGUAGGCGUCAUCGCCACUGAGGAACGAUCAAGGGCCCUGCGACGAGGCACUCCUAGCGUUGACCAGAACAAGCUAAUUGGCAGUGCCAUGAAUCCUGGGGCGAAUACUGGAUAUGACCCGUAUACAGGCAUCCCCUCUCAUAUGAUGUAUCAGGGAGGAGGGAUGCAAAGCAUGCAUCAGAUGCCGCAACAGCAAAUAUUAACUCCUGGUGACCAGGCGCAGAUACAAAUGACACAGCAAAUGCAGCAAUUCAUGCAGAUGCAAAUGCAGUUCAUGCAGAUGAUGGCGGGAAGUCCAAAUGGCGGCCCGAUGAUGCAGCAGCAGCCUCCGAUGCAACCACCAUACGCGGGUCGCAUACCUGGUAAUCAGUCCAUGGGUGACCUGUCACGCCACUCCAUGGUAGCCGACUCUACGAUAAAUCCCCGUCAAAUGGAUUACGGUAUGCGUACAAUGAGCAUGGUACAACCCAGCUCGGCUUCCUUUAUGGCAUCGCAUCAGCAGGGAACCUCUCCAUCCCCUCGCGGCUCUGGUCUUCACGCCUACACGCCUUCAAUUGCCCCCUCUGAACGGAGCAAUGUUGGCUUGCCUGGACGAUAUAGGCCCGUAUCGCAAGCGGCGGCAUUGUCUCCUCUUCCUGGUCAACAUGUGCGAUCCAACACAAUGUCCGGCGGUCUCUCCCUCUCUAAUUGGAGCGAUGAUAAAAGCAAAUCCACGGUAAAGCUCAUGGGUAAUUCCCGUGAAGGCUCAGACGACGAUGAAGAGCAAGGCUGGGAAGCCAUGAAAGCCAAGAGAGACAAGAAGCGAUCAAUUUGGAGGAGUAAGAGGAACACGGCAAAUGAAUUCAACAUGGCCUUUUAA